AUGUCGUCCACAACUUACCGGUUCCUGGUAGCGUUUGCGCUCAUUUCUCUCGUCGUCUCGACCAUGGGGCUCGGGGAGAUGGAUUUGAAGAAUCAGGGUGGUCGCCCCAAACCGUUCGCCGAACGUCUCCUCGCCUUCCUGCCCCGCAACGCCAACCCGGAUUCCCCCACUGACCGCGUCCAAACCGUCGACACUCAGGACCUGACGACGAGCCUACAGAGCGUCGUCGGCAGCCCGAGCGCCACGCUGCCCCCGGUCGCGACGGGAUCGACAGUACACACGGGAGGCGUUGGAGGCUCGCCAACUUCCGCAGCCUCGCCGACGACGACGAGUGGAGUUCUGGGGCCGAACACGACGGGAAGCGUGCCGAGCAAUGGCAAUGUGGUCCCUGGUACGGCAACGGGAAGCACGAGCGCGGAUGCGAGUCGAAGUAGGAGCGGGAGCGGCGAGGCAAGCAUCAAGACGACGUCGAGUGCGAGGGGGAGUGGCUCUGCUGCCGCCUCGGCCUCUGCUUCCUCUUCCGCCAGCCUGACCGGGUCGUCGCAGCCGCAGGGCGCCGCAGCCGUGGACAACGCCGUCGGCAUUAGCAGGGUGUUGGGUGUGGUAAUCGCGGGAAUGGGUUGGCUACUGUAA
This is a messenger RNA of Lasiodiplodia theobromae, 633 nucleotides long. RefSeq lists its product as uncharacterized. Lineage: Eukaryota; Fungi; Ascomycota; Dothideomycetes; Botryosphaeriales; Botryosphaeriaceae. The transcript has 2 exons. Bases 1 to 633 code for a protein of 210 amino acids. The record is from RefSeq and is a predicted model, not a curated record.